Molecule: messenger RNA, 1595 nt
Organism: Ooceraea biroi (clonal raider ant)
Lineage: Eukaryota; Metazoa; Arthropoda; Insecta; Hymenoptera; Formicidae
Gene: Ccz1
Product: vacuolar fusion protein CCZ1
Biological process (GO): vesicle-mediated transport
Cellular component (GO): Mon1-Ccz1 complex; intracellular membrane-bounded organelle
Source: RefSeq, a predicted model, not a curated record
AUGACUUCCAAAUCUGAGAUCACGUUGGAACAUUUUUACAUUUUUAAUGGCACAUACGCGAAGAAGGAAGGGGAGGAAGAGAAGAAAAUUCUGUAUUACUACCCAGAGAAGGAUUUAGAUGUUCAAAUCAAGAACAUAGGUCUUAGCGAAGCAAUUAUCAAAUUCACAGAGUCUUUUAAUCCCGGACAACCAUGUGACUAUUGUCAUACGCAUAAAACGCGUCAGAUAUACUACCAACCAGAGCCCAAUUUCUGGAUGGUGAUGAUCGUUGGCAUUCCGUACAUUUACAAGGAACGAGACGGUAACAAAUAUCAGAACGAUGAGGUGUCCAGCAGCGUCUGCCAAGCUAUAUUGAGGCAGACGUACAUGAUGUUCAGACUGUUCAUGGGUUCCUUCGAGACCAUUAUCAACGAUCCCGAAUGCGGGUCCGUGAUGCUGUUGAAACUCAAACUGGAACAUUUUUACUCGCGAUACCUGCUUUCGUUGAAGCUGAACAACAGCGACAUUUUAGACGUUUUCCAAGGCUUACAAUUUUUACCUCUUGAUAAGACGACGUUUCUCAAGGUACAAUGCUUCAUGAAUCUGGUGGAGGCUAUGUUCACGCAGGUGAAACACACGGCGUUCCUCUAUAACGCUCAAGUUGUCUGGAGUGGACUGGAGCCUGAAGACAUGCAAGUGGUUUACAGUUACUUGAUAAGCACCCUUUUGCCGGCUCACCUCGAGAAGGAGCUGCAGGGAGGCUCGAUACCCAGAAAUUCUCCCUCGCCGUUUACAACAACGCAUUAUGGAAGGUUCGUUACCGGGCCUGCUAGCGUAAACGAGCCCAGUUUAAUCGGGAAGUCACCACAAGUUUUUAUCAAUUACUCCAGUAAGCCUGUGUCGCUGUACCUAGUGGUAUAUCGAGCUUUAAGUGCUACAAUAUGUCUCUUCGUCGAUAAGAAAACUAGCUUAUUAAUCGAUUUUUUCAAAAGCUUAGACAGUUUUCUGGGCCCGCAAUUAACCACGUUGGUUAGCUCCGUAGCUGAACAGUGCUCAAAACACGUAAGCACAGUCACGCCGGAAUCGUGCACGAAAUACUUGUAUUUUAAUAAGCUCAAUUUAGCGUACAAGAGUACAAUACAUUUGGACAACCGACGUUGCUCCAACGUGCUUACGACGCCCGAAGUCUUGAGGAUUAUCACCGAUAUAUACAACGACACGAAUAAAUUAAAUGAAACUGGAGAGAUAAUUAUCAAGACUAUGAGCGACUACUGGGUUAUUGGGAAAUUAUCGAACCUGAGAGAAUUUUUCGUCGUCAUACAGCAGAAGAAUGCUAGUAUUAUAGAAAUUGAUGAUGAAGUGAAGAGGCUUUGUGAGAAACAGUUAAAGAGUAUUUUUUUCCAUUGAUAGGUGAUAGAUAAAUAAAAAAUGCAAGUGAUAAGGCCAAAUAUCAUUUUAGUUUCAUUGUUAAUUAUUUACAGUGCAACAGAAUUUUGUUCCAUCUCGCCGAUUAUCACGGGACACGCGUAUAGCAUUCUGUAAAACAGUGUACCUUAAAUGUAUAAUAUUGUAUAAUUUAUACAUAAUAUAUAGUCAAGUAAAUCAUACAAAAUGCA